This is a messenger RNA of Fusarium sp. VM40, 3603 nucleotides long. The record is from the annotation of a GenBank genome assembly. Lineage: Eukaryota; Fungi; Ascomycota; Sordariomycetes; Hypocreales; Nectriaceae.
AUGUCUGAGUCCGAGAGCGUCGACGUUUCUCAGCAUGAGGAGGCCAUCGCUUCCUCAUCUGAGGCGGCACCCAACGAGCCCCAGAGCCCUCUGGCGACGGAAACGCCUGCAUCCCCCGAAACACCAGUGAAGGAGCAGGCCAAGGAGGCCGCGGCAGCAAAGCCGACUCUGAAGCAACCUGGUGCGACCCCCGCGACCGGUACUCGUCGCCCUGUCGCCACUUCGACAACGGCCAAGCCCACCACGGCCAGCGCUCGUGCUCCUGGUGGUCUGAGCAAGCCCCCGACUCGACCUCCUACCUCGACCGUUCGCCGCCCCCCGACUGCGAGCUCCAUCUCGAGCCACCGAAGCCGGCCCAGCAUGAGCGCCAGCGAGGAUGACAAGAAGUCCACUACCUCUAGCGUUUCUUCGGCUCGAAGGGCGAGUUCUAUUGUAUCCAGCCCAGGCAAGACUGCUGAGAGGAGGACCAUUGGCACUACAGGUUCGACAACCGCCACCCGACGAGCCCCGUCUACAUCGACCACGGCCCCACGAACUGCUGUUAGCCGAACUUCUGCUACCCCCACCAGUACGGCAACCCGCACGACUGCCACUCGAACAACUGGCACAACACCUACCGCGAACAAGCGACUUUCUACUUCGGGAUCCUUGACUGCCGCUUCGCGAACCGCAACUCGACCUACUGCAGCUUCCGCGGAGGCUGCUAAAGAGAUUGAGGCGCUCAAGGCUAAGCUAGCUGAGGGUGAAACCGAGAUUGAGAACCUCAAGGCGGAAGUCAAGACCUCCGAGGAGAAGAUUGCAGAGCUCACCGAAAAGGUGGGUAAGGAGCCGGUGGCUACCGAGACAGAGUAUAGGUCCAGCCAAGAUACCGGCGUGGCAUUUGCUUUCCUCAAGUCUGAACAUCAGUCUGCAAUUACCGCUCUCGAGUCCCAGGUUUCUGAGGCAAACGAGAAGCUCCAGGCUGCCGAGACCGACCUUCAGAAGCUUCGAGCUGACCUUGAUUCUGCUGUGAGCGCGAAGGAGGCCAGCGAGACCGAGCUUGAUUCAUUGAAGAAGCAGCUCGAGACCGCUCACAGUGAGAAUGAGGAAAAGCUGAACUCCAGCCAGGAGGCACUCCAGAAGGCCAUCGAAGAGAAUGCUACCAAGAUUGAGGAGCUCAAGGCUUCCCUCGAGGCCGAGAAGGCCACGGCUAUCGAGGCCUUGGAAGUAAAGCAUAAGGAAGGUCUUGAGAAGGAUCAAGCUGAUGCGUCCUCCCAAGAGUCUGCUUUGGCUGAUCUCAAGGCCCGCCACGAGGCUGCGACCGCUGAACUGCAGAAGAAGAUCGAUGAGUUGACCUCUUCUCAGUCUGCCCUGGAGUCCGCCAAUGAUGACAAGAUCAAAUCCGAACAGGAGGAACACCUCUCCAAGAUCUCUGCUCUCGAGGCCGAGGUUGCUGAGCUUAAGGUUAAGGUCGAGACUGCCGAAAAGGAAACCGAGGCAGCUAGGUCUGAGAUCGAGUCACUCAAUGGCGAGAUUAGCAAGCUCCAGUCAAGCUUGACUGAGAAGGAGUCCGAGCUCGAGAGUGCUAAACAGGACCUUGCCAAGACUCAAGAGGAGGCUGCUUCUCUCAAGGCCGCUGCUGAGGAGGCUCAAAAAUCUCUUGCCGAGAAGGAGGAUGAAAUCGCCACGGUCAAGGCCAAGUACGAUGAGCUCGAGGCUCAACACAACGAGCUUCAGUCAUCCUCCUCAGAGACUGUUGCAGGCCACAGCAAUGCUCUUGAAGCCGCCAAGGCUGAGCACGCCGCAGCCGUCGCCGCUCUUGAGGAAAAGCAAGCCGAGCACCAGAAGAACCUCGAUGCGCUCCGUGCCAGCCAUGCUGAGGAACUCGAGUCUGCAAAGAACUCUGCUUCCGGCGAUCACGAUGCUCACAUUGCUGAGCUCGAUUCUCUUAAGGAAAGCCAUGCUAAGCAACUGGAGGUCAUCAAGAACGAGGGUGCUACUUCCCAUGCUGAUGAACUUGAGUCGCUCAAGGCUGCUCAUACUAGUAUGCUAGAAGCGCUCAAGAAGGAGCACGGUGAGGAGAAGGAGAAGUUGGUAACUACUCACCAGAGCGAGCUAUCUUCCGUCAAGAAUGCAGGCGAGGAAUCUCACGCCACUGAAAUCGCUAAGCUCAUGUCAGAGCUUGAUAGUGCAAGAGAAUCUGGCGAGAGUGCCCAUGCAGCCGAACUAGAGUCUUUCAAGGCCAAGCUCGAGGCUGAAAAGGUGGCCAGCGAUAAGGAGCAUGCCGAGGCUUUGGCCACGGCUCAAGCAGGAAUUGAUGCUGCCAAGAACGCAGGCGACGAAGCCCACGCUGCUGAGAUCACCAAACUCAAGGCUGACCUUGAAGCGGCAAGGGAUACCGCUCAAAGGUCUCUGGAAGCUGAGUUGGAGGCUUUGAAGAUCCAACUUGAAGAGACCAAGAAGACUAGCGAGAGCAAGCAUGCUGAAGAAUUGGCCAACCUUAAGGCUGAGCUUCAAAAUGCCAAGGACGAGGUCGAGAAGGCCCGCGCAUCUAACUCAGAGGCUAUCGAGAUGGCUCGUUUCGAGCUUGAGAAGGAGCAUGCCGACGAGGUUGAGAAGCUUCUGGCCUUCAACGGCGAGGUUAUGGAACGCAUGAAGAACGAGGGUGCUGACGCCAAGAAGGAGUUGGAGGAGCUGACCGGUGUUCAUACCAAGACCAUCGAGGAUAUGAUGGCAGAGCACAGAAGCAACAACAGACACUUGGAAGAGAAGCUUGCACAGCAAGCCGCCUCCAACUCUGAGCUCGAGACUGCUCUCCAGGCUGCUCAUGAGUCUCUUGAGAAGGCUCAACAGGAGGUUGAGGAGCUUUCUCAGCAGCUCGCCCAGGAGAAGACAGAGCGAUUCACCGCUCUUGCUGAACUUGAGGACGCGAAGAACACCAAGCCUGACAAUUCUGAGGCUGACUCUCUCAAGCGGGAGCUUGCUACGCUCAAGAAGUUCCACGAGGAUGUCCUAGCUGGUGCUGACGCUGAGCUCAAGGGAACGCAGAAUCAGCUUGAGGAUGCAAGGACCAACUUCAACAACCUCACACAGGAUCUUGCCCUUGCUCAGAAGGAGCUUGAGGCGUUCAAGGCUGAGGCUGACGCAGGCAAGAAGACAGCCAGCGCCGACUACCAAGAUCUCAAUGAUAGCAUGACCGCGCUCGUUGAGGAGGCUACCAGCAAUGCCAAGCAGCUCCAAGCAAAGUUGGACGAGACUGCUGCCAAGGUUCAGGACAGCGAGAAGCAGAUCGCGAUCCUCGAAGCUCAACUCAAGGUCAAGGAUGCUGAGAUUGCUGAGGCAAAGGCCAACGCUGCUGCCAAGCCAAAGGGACUCGCGGCCAGCAGAUUUGCCAGCGCAGAGGAGGGCGACGACGCCGCUGCUGCAGCGGAAGGUGAGGAGAUUGACGACCAUUCCUCAGUAGCACUUGCUUCGAUAAGUAAGGCCAGACUUACAGCUAAGCAAAUGGAUACCCUCGAUAGGGAAAUGAGGGAUCGCAACUUGCAGCUGUUGAAGGCUAUCACGGAUGUCAAGUCACCAAAGCUGGGGGGUGAGCAUCACUUCGAGCAACAGCAAUACAGUUAA